Messenger RNA from Bemisia tabaci, 1579 nucleotides. Its product is annotated as putative transferase CAF17 homolog, mitochondrial. Gene Ontology annotation, molecular function: protein binding. The record is from RefSeq and is a predicted model, not a curated record. Lineage: Eukaryota; Metazoa; Arthropoda; Insecta; Hemiptera; Aleyrodidae. Gene Ontology annotation, biological process: iron-sulfur cluster assembly. Gene Ontology annotation, cellular component: mitochondrial matrix.
GCUAGGUGCUGAUGCAUUGUUUUGUUUACCCUCAAUCUUAUCACUUAUUUGGUUAUCCCGUUAUCAAUAGCAAUGUUGAAUUUAGAAUUUAGUUUAGCAAGGGAAAUACUAUAAUUUUCAGGUCCAAGCUCCAAGUGUAAACCAAACAUUCUGAAUGACAUCUGUGAAACGAUGAGUCCAAGAGUGCUCCUGUCCAAGACUUUUAAUUUGCGAAAAAAUGUCUUCAAUUCGUUGGGACGAUUCUACUCUUCAGAUACCACAACAUUAAGUAACAGUCUAAGAGCAGAAGAGCUGAAGAGUAAAGGCCUCCUACGUGUAAGUGGACCAGAUGUCAACACGUUUCUGCAAGGAUUGAUUACCAAUGACAUCAAUCAUCUAGGAAGUGGCAAGAACAGUAUUUAUGCAGCCUUUUUAAAUAUCAAAGGAAGAAUUAUUUACGAAACAAUAAUUUACAAGACUAAAGAGGAAAAUUCAUUUUUCAUAGAAUGUGAUAGUCGCGGUAUACCAGAGUUAGAAAAACACCUGAAAGUUUUCAAAGUUCGAAAGAAAAUAGAUAUCACAAAUAUCAGUGAUGAACUGAAGAUUUGGGUGAUUUUUGAUGGAGAAAAUUUAUCUGAAGCCAGUACCUCUGUCAAAGAUGUGUCCAAUUUAGAGAAAUCGCUGCCUAAAAAUUUAAACUUACAGACAUCUGACGUGUACAAAGAUCCCAGGCUAUCAGAUUUAGGUGUUCGUAUACUUGUUCCAUCAUCAUCUAAUUUUGUGGCUUCUUUAAAGAAUUGUAAUAUUGCAUCAAGUUCGGAUAUUAGUUUUCGUCAGUUUCGCUACAGAUUAGGAAUAGGAGAGGGUGCUGAUGAAUUGCCCCCUGGAAAAUGUUUCCCUCAUGAAACUAAUUGCGAUUAUCUGCAUGGAAUAAGUUUUCACAAAGGGUGCUAUAUAGGACAGGAGGUAACAUCUCGGACUCAGCACACCGGAGUCGUUAGAAAACGUCUUAUGCCAUUAGAAUUCAUGGAAGGUGUUGGUGAUAGAUAUCCUUUUGAUUCGCCUAUCACUGAUCCUGAUAAAAACUCGGUGAUUGGUAAAAUACGAGGAGUUGAAUCUCCGUAUGGAAUAGCUUUAUUACGAAUAUCAGAAACAUUAGAGGCAAAAAGAUUAGAGAUAAAUGGAAUACCAGUACGUUCAAGUAGACCUAAUUGGUGGCCAAAGGAAGUUCCAAAAGAGAAAUUGAAUUUAGAGUGAUUUUAGAUGUUUGUAGCCUUGAAAAUAAAUUUCAAAUUAUUUAACUAUAAUUUCUUGCCAUUAUUGAAGACAUCUUUGAUAGGAGAGUGUAUUACAAAAAUUGAAGUUUAGAGAGAGCACUGAUCUUGACUUUAGCUAUGAUAAAUGUUAGUAACAACAUUUUUAGCUUGACUUUUUUAGGAGGAUAACGAACCAAAGUUGUUCUGUACUUUGAAUGAAUAUCAGCUUUAGAUACCUUUGUUAUCAAAAUGGAAUUUGAAAAUUUGUCUGAAAUGUGACUUGUGAUUUGAAACUUUUUUAGUCAGUUUUGUUCUUGAAAAAUAAAUUUGUUACUGUUUUAUAA